Molecule: messenger RNA, 2714 nt
Organism: Astyanax mexicanus (Mexican tetra)
Lineage: Eukaryota; Metazoa; Chordata; Actinopteri; Characiformes; Acestrorhamphidae
Gene: leg1.1
Product: liver-enriched gene 1, tandem duplicate 1
Exons: 6
Coding region: 42-1115 (357 amino acids)
Source: RefSeq, a predicted model, not a curated record
GCUCUGAUGUAUGCUCUGACAGCCCAGCUUUAAUCCCAAACAUGCAGCUCAGCAGAUCUGCUGUGGUGUUUGCCCUGCUAGUCACCGUUUGCAGGGCAGCAGUGGUGACUGAGAAUGGCCUCCCUAUUCUCUGGGGAAGUGCCCCGAGCAUGCUGUCUGAGCUCCCACAGGCUGAUGGGGUGGUCAAACCAGACCCGUUUGAUUACCUGCAGAGAAUGGCCAUGUACAGGUUGAUGAUCAAUGCUACCGACCCCUAUAUGAGCUCCAUGGGCCCUGCGGCCAACGAAAACCCACUAUGGGGGCUUCCAUUGCAACUAGGAUGGAAACUCAGAUCAGGUCGGCUGGUUGACCCUACAGGAGUGAGCACCUGUGGGCAGGAGAGCUUCAGUCCAGUAUGUAUUGCCACCAGCAGCUGGUGGGGGUGUGUGAACUACCAUCUGUCCGUGCUUCCGUUCCUGGCGGCCGUUGAGGCAGGUGUGGUGGGGGAUGGUCAGGCCCAGGUGGAGAUUCAGGUUCCUGCGGAGGUGGCUGCUGAUUAUUGUUCUAGCACUUGUUCCAGCACCCACCCUGAUGCCAUGAUCAAAUGGCUCACAUUCUUUCAGUCUCUGAAGACCAUCAGUGCAUCAGAAGUAAGUGAUGAAGAGAAAAGGGACCAGAUUCUGGGAUUGAUGUGGUCAGCACAACUGGCCUCCCUCGACACAGCUGCCAGCACCUGCGCUGAUAAGAAGGCACUGUACUCGGGAAAAGAGGUGGCCUUCAGUGAGAGCUGGCUGAGCUCUGCACAGUAUGUGGGGGCCGCACACUUCUCUUCUGGACUGGAUAGAUCUGUGCAGUUCAUGCGUCCUCUGCCCAGCCGAGUGCUGCUGCAGACAGACAUUCCACCCAACAUAGCCGACCUCAGCACGGAGGAAAACCACACCCUCUAUAUCUUCGGCUGGAUGACCACAGCCAACAAACUGCUGGGUGGAUCUCUUACCUUGAUGUGGCAGAAAGCGAUGUGCACAUCCGCUGCUCGUGAGAAAGGUCGCACUCUGCUGAAUGAUCUCCUCUUCAACCCACAGUUCGCCACCUCCAGCAUGUUGUCCAUCCUGUCUGAAAUGAUUACUAAGUGCUGAGAACAACAACUAAACACAUGGAAAAAAACAUAUGAAAAAAUGUUGUCUUUCUUUUUUUUUUAUAUAAAUACAGUCAGACUUUUGCUUUUCUGUUUUUAGCUUUGAAGCUUUAAGGAUAGUGUAGAUAACAAGUAAUGGUUUGAGGCAAGAUACUGUACAUAAGGUACAUUAUGGACAUUAGAUAAUAUUAUUUGGUCCCACUUUUUAAUAAGGGUCUUUUAUAACUGUGUAGGUACACUGUUGUUAUAUGGAUUGUUAUUGUGUAACUACUGGUGAAGUGCAUAUUGUUGCAGAUUACAGAUACAGAUGUGUGAGUGUGUAUUUGUGUCUGUGUAAUUAGGUGCAUAGAAUAAGUAGUGUAUAAAUGUAUAGUUUUCCAACAGCUUUUGUGUGGUAUGUAAUUAGAGCUAUGACUGUUUUUCCAUAUUAAAAAUCCUUAUUCAGAAUUCAUUAUGGGAAGAUAAAAUAUAUAUAUAUAUAUAUAUUUCUGCUAUGUCUAACUGACCUUUAUACACAUGUGAGCUACAUAACCUGUGCAACUGUAAUUAAUCUGUAAAAAUGCAAAUUUCACCAAUAGUUGCACUGUUAUUACAUGAUCAUUAAUGAGACACUUAUUAUAAAGUGGGACACAUUGUUUAUUAGCUUCAUUAGUCUUGUAGAUCCAGUGCGAAUCUAAAUUGGCAAACUUCAGAUACCAAACUUCCCAAAUAGCAUGUCUGUGUGGGGCCUGUAUGAGCAGCCCAGCUGAACCCCAGAAAUAGGUCCAUGGGUUUCAUGUUGGCCCCAUAUCAGUAAAGGGGACAAGAAGGGGUUUGUGCACUGAACAUGAGGCCUAGAUGGGACUUGUGUAAGAUUAAGGUGGGCCCAGUAAAAACACAUGUAGCUACAAACCCACUUAAACUCACUCAGAGCCCAUUGCCCACCUGGAACCCACCUAGCCUAGCUCACGUUCCACCCAUGUGAGACUCAACAUGAGAAUGUCGCCUGGGUUGUGCAUGAAUGAGUCAACAGUUUCCACCAACAAUUCAUUUUAAUAAUAGUAAUAAUUUAAACAUACACAAUAAUGUUGUUGAUAUUAUCCUCACAAUGCUAAUUUCUAGGUACUUGUCUUUAUUCCUUGUUUAGCAACAUUAGCAUUGUAACUCUCCCCCUGAAGGUAAAUCAUCAUAUAUGCUGGUUAUCUGGCUUUGGUGGGCUAAGGGCUUAAUAUAGAACAAACUGUGACCUGAAGGUUUCUUGGGUUUAAAUCUGGUUAAAUUAUUGAUUUUUUUUGGAAAAUAUUAGUUCACUGAACAAACAACACACACAGAUCAUAACAAUUCUCUAUUAAUAACUUAAAACAUAACAGAAUUACCAUUCCAUUCAUUAUGACCUAGGCAACAAAGAAGGUAGAAAUCUCUGGUCAUCACCCCAACUCUUAACCAACUCCUCCCAAGAUAUACAUACGAUGUGUUUCUUUGAUGCUUCAUUCAAUGCUUUAUUUCAAAAGGAUGCCAAAGAAUAUAAUACCUAAAUAUGGACAUAACCUUUACAUCUUUACAUUCUGAUAUAAAUACACAAUAUAAAACAGCAUUUGGUAGUAAAUUGUGUUAAAAUUAA